AUGGUGCACUCGCCACUCCCUGGUUCAUACAAAACCUUUUCCACCGCUGAUGAGAAAAGGCGCGUUCCGAAUCAGCGCCCUAUUCGAAAACACCGCGGAUGGAGGAUUCGAGCGUUGUCGCGCAACGCGUUUCGCAACUUACCAGCGUCUCGCUUGAGUACUCCAAUGACGGACUGGAAGCAAUGGAAGGUGCGAGAACUGAAGCAGUACCUGUUGGAGCACGACCCCUCUGCCAUGCCUGCUCAGCAGCGUCCAACCAAAGCCGAGCUCGUGGAAGCAGUAGAGCAGGUGCACCAGCGGCUGCAACGGCGCCAGAAAACGAAGCAGAAUCCGCCACGAGCGCUGCCGAAAGAAGAGGCACGGGAACCACGACGACCAGGACCACGACCACGACAGUCAGCUCUUGGAGACGAAAGAAAGCUACCUACUACUCGUGCGCCGAGAACGCCCAAAAAAGCCGAACGACAGCAACAGGACUCAAACAGGGGUGUGGGCAAGUCGGAGGCCCCCGAGCGACCCUCUAGCUCGGAGAGUGUCACCGCAACGUCAAGAAAAACACGCCAGAAGCGAAGCGCUCGAAAGACGGAAGCUGUCCAAGGAUCUUCUGGUGUGGACGGCUCGAGUUCUGGGAGGAAACGAGUGCGGCGCUCACCGCUGCGCGGCGAGGAGGCUCGGCGCCGACUCGUCGGGGACGAUAUUCCCGAGGAUCGCUCUCCAGACGGCGGGGCUUGGGCAGAAUCCCAACAUCCACUUCUCUGGAGUGUGCGUCCAAGGUCAGAGGCGCAGCUUUCACCUGCGUCGCUGAUCCAGGACCUGCGCAGAAGGCCUUUCUCUGCAAACGCCACAUCGACGCGUACAUCCAGUCCCGACCGACAUCGUAGCGCGAGUCCACGAGCUUCAUCAACCUGGCAGGACACUACGCGCGAAUUUCGCCCAACGAAGCAAGGUCGAUCGCCGAGUCCUACCGUCUCUGCAUCGAAUGGUGCAGGGCCGAGUACGUCGAGCGGGCUCGGACUCCGGGAAGCGUUACGCGACGUGCUUAGCAUGGUGAAGUCGCAUGAUCAAUUAGAACCGAUGGAAUAUGUCGAGUACCCUGAGCAGGUGCUGCCUGCUGAAGCGGAGUCUCACGCGCGUUGGCACGCCUUGACACAUCAGGUUUCAGCAGUAACACCGGAAGCUGGCGAUGGAGCAUCGCGAUCCUCACUGCAUUCGUCGCCCGUUGCAGGUCGUGAUGUGCCGUGGUUGCGUCAACCGCGCAACGCGGCUGCUCAGACAAAGGAGGCGUCUCGGAUAACUUUAUUGCGUGAUACCUGUGACCCAUUGGCGCAGUCGCAGCACAUGCCCCCGAGAGAGGACGUUGUCGCCCUCUCGACUGGUAGCCCAGGCGAGCUCACGUCGGGCGGUACACUGGCUGGCACCCGAUCGACUCCGACGCGAGCAUACACUGUUCAACAGGAUGAAGCAGCCUCGGGAUUCAUGACAGGUUCAAUGGAAGGUACGAGACUGGCAUCGCUCCAUGAGCAAGUUAGCGCAGUGCUCGAGCGUAUACGCGCCGAGCAAGCAAACCUCGUAUCUGGACCAGAGGCCGCCACCAGUACAGCGCUGAGUCGAAACGCGGAUAGCUUGGCGACGGACGCUCUGCAUCAGCGUCUCGGCGACAGCGGAGCAGCAGCUCCAGCGGUAGCUUCCUUGGAGAACAGGUCGCCUGGAGGGAGCGCAGCGGCGCUGACUCGAGGCACCCUCACUGUCGCCCCAGAGCCGCCGUUUGCGCAGAGCCCGCUGCAAGCGUUUCGUACCUUGCGGCAAAAUCGCGAGCGAAUGCCCGUCAGCAGUGCAGCAACAUUGACGGGCUCCUUGCGCGGACGACCUGUACAUCCUCUGGAACAGCGUUCAGGCGACAGCGCUGAACGGUCGACCUCAGCCACGACGACGGAUCCUACUCGAUCACCGGGAGCGUUCCAUGCCUCCUGGUCGCUGCCGUCGACAGACGCUCAUUCAGGAGACCAGCCGUCUAUCUCGGAGUCACAGAGGUAUCUUGCGCGACCUGAGACGCAUGCAGCGGUGCAGGAAACGAGCGCGGGCACUCCUGGGAAUGCUUCACGCGUCUCGAGACGGGAUCCAGCCUUGCUGGGCAACCGCGCACUCGAACACCGUCACUGGCUCCGUAGCCACUGGAGAGUGCUCGUAGCGCUCUGUCUCCUUCUCUGGUUUGCCGUUCGCAUAUAUCUCGUCUUGCCAUCGAUUCCCUUUUGUGAUUCAUCAGAGUCAGGUUCUGGCCCUGUGCUUGGAUGUCGUCCGUGCCCCGAGCACGGCAUCUGUGUCGGCGGUGUGCUUACCUGCCGAGACGGCUACGUCGUGCUCGGCAGUACAUGCGCGCCUGACCGCGACCUCAACCGUUAUGCGCACAUCAUUCAGGGGCAAGUCCACCGCCUGCUCGGCGAAUCCGCGGGUCGCUACCGCUGUGGUGAACGGGCCAUACGUUGGAAAUGGACCGAACGAGAACUGCGCGAAGCACUGGAGCAGCAUCCGUAUAUGGAGCGCCUCGUUCGAAGCAGCAAGUGGAAGGCUGCUUUUCGCCGUGCGCUGGAUACGUUAGAUGAUCCCGUGGUGAAGCAGCCGCGCAGCGCGCAUGACACAGUGCAUAGGAGUCCGCGCUCCGUGGAUGACGCGAACGACACCGUUCCUGCGGAAGCGUUUCAAAGAGGCGGCGCAGCGGAACGCCCGCUCCUCGCGGAUGACUCUGGCACAAACAGCAACAGCAACAGCAACAUCAGCCCGAAUAUGGCCAGCAAUGAGUCUAUGCAACCCGAUUCUGAUGCCACGCAAACAGGGCAACUUGCUGACGAUGAGCUACUACUCUACUGGAGCACCGAUGCACAGCGGCCGAUGUGGUGUCGCCUCUGGCAACUCACAGAAGCGCAUCUUGGGAGUCUGAUCUGGUUAGGGAGCAUCACAGCCGUGACACUGAUGUUCGCUACGACUUUGAGACGAAAGCGACUACGCCAGCGACAGAUUCGGAGCCUCCAACAAGCCGUUCAUGGUCGUCUCCAGGAGCAGAAACGAUCAUACCUUGUGGCGCUGCAGCGGGGGCGCGCCGAUGUCGUGACCCCGUUUCUCAUCGAUGUGCACCUGCGGGAUGAACUUCUCGGCGACAUUGCGAACAUUUACGACCGUCAACGCUUGUGGGAGGGGGUGAGUGCUCGCGCGCGGACCGACUCUCGCUUGCAGCUUCGCUCGGAGACGUUUACUGACGGCCGCCGCGCCCUCGUCUGGGAAUGGACGGGGCCGCUGGGCUCCGCAGAGAACGCUGCACCGCAUCUGGUGCUUUCAGGCGGCACCACAAGUGUCGAAUAG
Molecule: messenger RNA, 3354 nt
Organism: Cyanidioschyzon merolae strain 10D
Lineage: Eukaryota; Rhodophyta; Bangiophyceae; Cyanidiales; Cyanidiaceae
Exons: 1
Coding region: 1-3354 (1117 amino acids)
Cellular component (GO): nuclear inner membrane
Molecular function (GO): chromatin binding
Source: RefSeq, a predicted model, not a curated record